Messenger RNA from Oncorhynchus nerka (sockeye salmon), 3918 nucleotides. Its product is annotated as protein translocase subunit SecA-like. The transcript has 5 exons. Gene Ontology annotation, biological process: protein import; protein targeting; intracellular protein transport. Gene Ontology annotation, molecular function: ATP binding. The record is from RefSeq and is a predicted model, not a curated record. Lineage: Eukaryota; Metazoa; Chordata; Actinopteri; Salmoniformes; Salmonidae. Gene Ontology annotation, cellular component: membrane. The coding region runs from base 559 to 3918 and encodes 1119 amino acids.
GUGCAGUGUCUCAAAGUUCACUGUGUUAGAGGUGUUUUUAGUCCUUAUUUUCACCUUCUCAGAGCGCUGACUGAACACAGAGAAGAGGGAAAGCAGAGGAAAAGAUACUGAAUAAUGGGGGCCUCUGUGUCUAUAAGGAACCAAACCCCAUACACUUGGCACUACGAACUUGUCGGAGACGGAGGUGGCAGUGGCACGUUGCAUGGCAUGGGUAGUGUACAAAGAAAACUCAACUCUAGGAGGAUCCAUUGCUACCUAAAGUUAAGAUAUGACAAUCACAGUAGCAACUCCUUCUCAUAUGAGUUCAACAGUCACAAGCAGGACGGAAGUCAAACAUUCACUAUUAUAGAAACCAGUGGCCGUUCACUCAUUCAGCUGUUGUGCAACACAGAGUCUAAUAGUCCAACAUGUCCAAACUAUGGGAAGCAAGAGGAAGACCGUAUCCGUCAGCAGCAGGAGGAGAUGGAGCGGCGAAGACAGGAGGAGCAACGAAGACGACAGCAGGAGGAGAUGGAGCGGCGAAGACAGGAGGAGCAAUGAAGGCGACAGCAGGAGGAGAUGGAGCGGCGAAGACAGGAGGAGCAACGAAGACAACAGCAGGAGGAGAGGAGGCGCCAGGAGCAACUGGAGAGGGAGAGGACGAUCCAGCAUGAAAUCGAAAGGGAGAGCGAACUUUCGGGUAAGAAGGUGUCAAAGGGACGAGAAAAGCUGAGACAGAAGCUGAGACUAAAAGGACAACAGCGCCAUCACCAGCGUACACAGGUACUACACCAGAUGAUAGAAGAUGACGCUGCAGCAAUCAGAAGGGAUGAGCCAGGGGACUUGAAAAAUAAGUUUGAAGAUCUUCUGAAGAAAUACGAGAUCACUGAAGACAAAGGCAUGCAAGAGGACAAGCUUGAAAACCGAAUGAAAAAUCUUCAGAAUGAACUAACCUUUAAAUACUUUGGAGAGCCUCAACUGUCGAUCUGGUGUCAGUUGACCAUAGAUCGUGCUAUCAGCCAAGGAGAGCAAUCGCUCACUGAGCAGUUUAGCAUCCUCACGGCUGUGACAGAGCUAACAUUGACCAAUGACUCGGACACAGACAGUAAAGAGGACCAACUAGCUGACUGUGACCAGAAGUAUGACUUUCUCAUCCGUCUUCUUGAACAGCUGUACAGCACAAAUCCCACAGUGGCUCAACAACUUGUUCUGAGCAUUCUUGACGUGUUCACAGAGGUGUCAGAGAAAAACAAGGGGCUCCUUAGUCAAAUUCUCUUCAACAUGAUCUGGACACCUUCAGAAAUUCUGCUCUUUUUGCGAGGUGUUUCAGGCAUAAACCAAGAGUUAGCAACCUCGAUCCUUCAUACUGUGCAGACAAACAAGCUGGAUCUUCUCUCUACUCUCUCUGCCCUGAAAGAUAAAGACCCUGUCAAGUCUCUACAAUGGUAUGCUGAGGCAGAAGGGGACAAGGAUGCCGACACCAUUGUGAAUGAAAUGCAAAAUGAAAAGUACCCAGAAAAAAUAUUGUCCAUAAUGAAGGAAAUUCUAGGAUAUAUGACAGAGGAACUUCCAAAACAUGCAAAGGAGGACUUGGAUCAGGUAAAGAUAGAGGAAGCAAAGCAGAUGAUCAAGUCACUGGAUUUUACUAACCCUGACCUUGCUGUUCUCAAGGAGGUCCUAAUAAGGAUGUCUAUUGCUGUGCAAGACUGCUCAACCAUUUACACUCAAAACGGUAAGAACAUAGAAGGCUACUUUCCUAGCAUCACUCCGCUGGAAUCACUGCUCACUGCUGAGAAAAUAGAAGGCUACUUUCCCCGACUCACUCAGUUGGCAUCACUGCUCAUGCUCCUUCUACCAAAGUUAACAGGGAAAAAAGGUAUCCUUCUGGAAAUCGGCACAGGUGAAGGAAAAUCUUGCAUCUUGGCUAUGUUUGCCACCAUCCAGGCCAUCCGUGGCACUAAGGUUGACGUUGUGACCAGUUCUCCAGUCCUUGCUCGCCGAGACCAAGAGGAGUGGAAGAAACUGUAUGACAUGUUUGGUGUCACAUCCUCUGUUGUGCCACCACCACAGAUACAGGGAAGCUCCCCUGAAAGCAGGGAUAGUAUGCUACAGGAGGCUUACAGGAAACAAUUAGUUUACGGAACCGUUGGCAGCUUUGCAGCAGACGCUUUGAGGCAGGAAUUCGAGAAGGACACCACACGUGGGGAGAGGAGGUUCGACAUGGUGAUUGUGGAUGAAGUGGACUACAUGACCUUGGACAAUGGAGUUCAGGUGACGUUUCUAUCCCACGAGGCAAGUGGCCUGAGGCACCUCGGACAAGUCCUUGCUAGCAUAUGGGCCAUGGUAUCUAUGUGUCAGCCAAUUGAGAUGGAAGAUACUGGAGAGAUUGAGUGGGCAACUGGAAUCCAGCAUUUUCACAAGGCUGCAAAGUUAGCUGUUAUCGGUCCAGCGACAUCUAAAGAAUUCUCUGAAUUUCACAUUUUGGAAGCUGGAGUGGAGUUGGGUAUCUAUUCAGAUGAAGAUUUUGAUAUGUUCAUGCAUGCUCUAGAGAACACAGAGAAUGACGAUACAACGGAGAACAGGAUAACUGUUGAUACAUUCUUGGCCAAAGUUGGAAUUACUCAACAGUGUGAUCUGCUCACCAUAAUGGAGAAAGCACUGGAGAAUGAUGUGGCCAUUGACUGUUACUCUGUGACAAACAAUAAAGCCGUGCUGGUUGAGGAGAAAAAGUUGCACAACAACCCUGAUAUCCUGGAAAUCAAAAUGCUUCUCCUCGAGAAUGGACGAGCCAGCGAGAUCAUACCUGAAGACAAACUCAUUAAGGCAACAGUCUCUGAGCUGAAGUCUAAAAUCAAAUAUUCUGGCAGCUCUCAGUCAAACUCAGAGUUUCUUGUGAUCCCCUCUUUCCUUGAGAAGUACCUUGAGAAUCAGUUACCAGUCUUUGUGGAAAACGCCCUGAAAGCCAUCAUGAUGACACAAGGCAGAGAGUACAUGAUUGAUCAGACGUUGGAAGCUGUCGGAGACAAGCAUCUCUACCAUGCUAUCAUCCCAGUGGACUUCCAGGCCAGUGGAGUGUUGGAGAAGAACAAACGCUGGGGGGACGGCCUGCAGCAGUUUCUGGAGAUGAAACACCAGCUGGCAACCACUCCUUUGUCCAAUGUGACUAAUUACCUUUCAAACUUCCAUUACUUUCAAAAGUACCUGAAAGGGAAUGGGAUAUUUGGUGUGUCUGGGACAUUAGGGGGUGAUGCCGACAAAGAUUUCCUUGCAAGGCAUUACGAAACAGACAGCUACAUAAUACCAGCUCAUCGCCAUAAGAAGGUUGUUGAGCUUCCAGCAAUUCAGGUCAGUGGGCACGCCCAGUGGAUGGACAUCCUCUGUAAGAUAGCAAUGAGGGUGGCAGAAAGUGGUCAGGUUGUCUUGGUCGUAUGUGAAGAUGUCAAGACCGCAAACGAGCUUCUGAAGAAAAUAGAGGGCGAGAAUCCACAUCCCCCCAUCACAUUAUACACAAUCAGUGAGAAACACAACAUUGAGAGAACCAAAUUCAGAGGGGGACAUGUAAUCAUAGCCACAAAUCUAGGAGGUCGUGGAACUGAUAUCAAGGUUGAUCAGGAUGUCAACAUACGUGGUGGCCUCUUCGUCCUCCUGACACAUUACCCUGGGAGUCGCAGAGUGGAGAAGCAGGUGUUUGGAAGAACUGGUCGGAAGGGAAACCCGGGCAUGGUCCAGAUGAUCCUCUGUGGGGAUAACCUUGCCCCAGCAUACCAGGGCCAGCCUGUGGAGAUCAUGAGACAAUUGAGAGAGGAGUACGAAGUCCAACGCAUCAAAGAUAUGGAGACAGAUGAGCUUCUCGAAAUAAAAAUUAAAGAGGACCUGUUUGGCACGUUUGUGAAUUUCUUGACAAGUUUCAUGGCAACUUCACAAAACAGGGAGAGAUGA